This is a messenger RNA of Aspergillus alliaceus, 1685 nucleotides long. RefSeq names its product putative MFS transporter. Gene Ontology annotation, cellular component: membrane. Gene Ontology annotation, molecular function: transmembrane transporter activity. Lineage: Eukaryota; Fungi; Ascomycota; Eurotiomycetes; Eurotiales; Aspergillaceae. The record is from RefSeq and is a predicted model, not a curated record. Gene Ontology annotation, biological process: transmembrane transport. The transcript has 3 exons. The coding region runs from base 147 to 1685 and encodes 512 amino acids.
AAGCUUUAUAAACCUGCACCGCUUGCGAGGGGUCACAAAGUCUUGAAGAUUCUGUGUCCCUUACUUCUGCUCGCUUCAACCUCCCUUGUCCUUUCCUCUGUACCACUCCCUUUCCUCGUUCUUUUCCUACCCUUGGAGCCAGGAUCAUGGCAUCGAACAGUGCCCCUCCUGCUGACCUGGAUCGUCAUGAUACCUCUAAGUCCGCGGGGCGGACUUCGUUACCAGAUGAGGCUAACAAAUUGGGAGUCUACGCAUCCGCUCCAGGUGUAAUCGAGGAUGUAGUCAGAGUAACUGAUCACAAAGCUGAACGAGCUUUGUGUCGUCGUUUUGACCUGCGGUUGCUUCCUAUUUUAGCUGUUAUGUAUUUGUUCAAUGCCUUGGAUAAAGGAAACUUGGGGAAUGCUGAAACCGAUGGACUGAGCAGAGACCUCAACUUCAAAUCCAAUGAAUAUAAUCUCCUCCUCUCCAUAUUUUUCGUCCCAUUUGUGAUUUUCGCGCCGCCGUUUGCGAUGAUAGGGAAACGAUUUGGUCCCGCUCGUGUGUUGCCUGUCCUCAUGUUCAGCUUCGGCUCCUUUACCCUCCUGUCGUCUGCAACCAAGAAUUUCGGUGGCCUUUUCGCACUCCGAUGGUUUCUUGGAAUGUCGGAGGCGGCAUUCUUCCCACUGGUCAUCUAUUACCUGACCACCUUCUACCGCCGUGGCGAGCUUGCCAGGCGGCUCGCCGUCUUCUAUGCGGCAUCCAACAUUGCUAACGCUUUCUCGGGUCUGAUCGCUUUUGGUGUAUUUCAAAUCAAAAACUCCAGCAUACCGAAUUGGCGCUACCUCUUCCUCAUUGAAGGGGGAGUAACCGUACUCUUCGCCAUCUUUUCAUUCUGGUACCUCCCUCGCAGCGCGUCGGAGGCCAAGUUUCUCUCGGACGACGAAAAAGCCCUUGCCUUCCAUCGCAUUCAAGUCGACUCCAGUGCAGUAGUCAACGAGGAAUUCCGGUUGCGGGAAGCCAUCGGUAUUUUCAAGCAUCCUACUACGUACGCAUUUCUCGCCAUUGAAAUCUGCCUAGGCGUGCCUCUACAAGGCGUCGCGCUGUUUUUGCCGCAGAUUGUCCAACGGCUCGGCUACAGCACCGUGAAAACAAACCUGUAUACGGUCGCUCCCAAUGUGACCGGAGCAGCUAUGUUACUGGUGCUGGCAUUUUGCUCUGACGCGGCCCGUCUCCGAUCACCUUUUAUCGUCCUUGGUUUUCUCUUCACAUUCGCCGGAUUCAUGAUCUAUGCCUCCAUAAACGACGUACACGCACAGAUCCGAGUCGCUUACUUUGCAACGUUUAUGAUGACCUGGGGCACAUCGGCCCCAUCCGUUUUGCUGAGCACAUGGUAUAACAACAACGUGGCGCACGAGGGACGUCGCGUCCUCCUCACCAGUAUUGGUGUGCCAUUGGCCAAUCUGAUGGGGCUCGUAAGCAGCAACGUCUUCCGCAGCCAAGAUAAGCCCAAGUACAUGCCAGCAUUGAUCACGGUGGGAGCCUUCGGGGCUACGGGUGCUACGUUGGCAGGGCUCCUCGGGAUUUACAUGUGGCUGGAUAACAAACGGCGCGAUCGGAGAACAGGAGUUAGUGUCAGAGCGCAGGAUGUGCCCACCGAGCGAUUGAGGGAUGGCCCUGCCAGUGAUGAGUUCCGGUGGUUCCUUUGA